Molecule: messenger RNA, 369 nt
Organism: Alternaria arborescens
Lineage: Eukaryota; Fungi; Ascomycota; Dothideomycetes; Pleosporales; Pleosporaceae
Exons: 2
Coding region: 1-369 (122 amino acids)
Source: RefSeq, a predicted model, not a curated record
AUGGAAACGGCUAUCAUUCUCAAGGUCCUGCUUCUCGGCCUAUUCGGGCAAUCCUUUGCCUUUCCCCUCUUAUCACGUGGCGAGAAAAUUGUCCGAAACUCGUACACUUCCUCAAGAAAGAAGUCCAGCAGGAAAGUCUCCGUCGGCGUGUUAGUUGCCAUCGUUAUCAUCGCCGUCUUCCUAGUCCUUGUCGUCGCAGUGAUCUACUUUAUUUGGAGGCGAAUCCAGCAAAGAAAAUUACAGAGCCAACCCACUCUUGAGCCUGGUAGGGCUACAGGAAACGAGCAGCAGCAGCAAUAUUACGUGCCGCCACCACCGCCUGCCCAGCUAGGAAUGGAUCAGCAACAGCCGUAUCAAACAGGAUACUGA